Messenger RNA from Oncorhynchus nerka (sockeye salmon), 3021 nucleotides. It is a transcript of the gene arfip2b, whose product is annotated as ADP-ribosylation factor interacting protein 2b. Gene Ontology annotation, molecular function: phospholipid binding; protein domain specific binding. The transcript is spliced from 10 exons. Gene Ontology annotation, cellular component: trans-Golgi network membrane. NCBI's taxonomy places the organism in Eukaryota, Metazoa, Chordata, Actinopteri, Salmoniformes, Salmonidae. The coding region runs from base 1433 to 2545 and encodes 370 amino acids. The record is from RefSeq and is a predicted model, not a curated record. Gene Ontology annotation, biological process: intracellular protein transport; regulation of Arp2/3 complex-mediated actin nucleation.
UCCACUUUCCCUCUCCUAGAUUACCUUUGACCUUUUUAAAAAAGGAGGACAGAAAGGUUUGAGGAAAAAGGACACAGGAGUUGAGCAUUCCAAUUGAGUAAAGGCCCAGGUGUCAUCAAGGAUCCAGACGAUUCAGUUUUUUCCAACCAAUCAUCUUCAGGGUCUGUUUUGACUUAAGCCUGAAUCACUUUCCUUACCGUAAGGACCGUGAGAGGGCAACCAUAGUCAGAGGGCUAGUCACGGUUGCGGUCAAAUCAACCACUGCCCCAUAAACACUCUGAUAACACACAUCAGCAAAAAUGACAAUUUAGAGGAAACUAGUGUUCCUAUCUGAUGUUCGGAUUUCAUUUUUCUAAUCACACUCUACCCAGGUGAGUUGGCAUGGCAGAUUUACCCCACUGGACUUGGAUGCGUAGCAGGAUUAGUCCCCCUGCUACAGUUUUAACUGUAUUUCAAUGUUAUCCACUGAUUUAAAGAAUAGCAAAACAUUUUAUAUAAUGGACUCCAUCAGACACACAGAGAGAAAGAGAGAGAGAGACUUCUGUAUGUGUGAUGUUUACUGUAAAUUUUUAUUGUUUAUUUCACUUUAUAUAUUCACUUUAUAUAUUAUCUACCUCACUUGCUUUGGCAAUGUUAACACAUGUUUCCCAUGCCAAUAAAGCCCUUGAAUUGAAUUGAGAGAUAACGGUCAUUUAUGACCUACUACCUGAUUUCUAAAGUAACACUGACACCCUCUGACCAAAAUUAUACAUGUAGCCUACUCUCUUUCGUGUGUGUAUUUCUAUCUGCCUAUCUGUGUCUAGACAGGGAGCUCAAUUUUGAUCCCCCCCACCUGGUCUUUUGACCAAUCACAACAGAACUUUUCACAUCAGAUCUUUUUCAGAGCUGAUCUGAUUCGUCAAAAAAAAAAAAGAUCAGAAUUGGGCUGCCUGUCUAAAAGUGUCUCUGUUGUGUGCUUGUUUCUGUCUCUGUAUACUGUAGCCAACAAUCAGUCAUCUCCUCUUCUUGUUUGACUGAAUUGGAUGUGUUGUUGUCCCAGUUCCUUCAAACACGAACUGCACUGCCCCCUAGCUGUUCAUUCACGGAAUAAUCGAAGUGCACGCACAUAGUAGUCCGUGAACGCGCACCACGCUGUCCGGGAAAAAAAAGUGCUGAAAUGUCGUCACUUCCGGGAGGCAUUCCUAGCCUGGGAAAAAAAAGCGGGGCUGGGAGCUCUCUGUACAAACAACACGCCGGAGAGUGAUCAGCCAUGUCAUAAGACAACACUGAAAUCAGACUGAAUCUGUCAUCGGUUCAUAAAUAAAAUCAUUGUCAUUUUUUCCCCCCCAGGACUGACCGACACGUAUAUCGACGAAGCCGUGCAUGAACUGGAAAGCACUGACGUUUAGCCGAAUAGCUCAUUCAAGACAAAAGCUCCAGCAGGACAGAUAGUAUGCUGAGUAAAGCGGCCACUAUGGAGAUCCCUAUCAACCGUAACGGAGACACGAGGACACUGGCGGAGGAUGACAGCCUUGAACAAGUUGCUAAGCUACAGUGGAGCUUAGAUGAGAAGGACCUACAGCAGGUGAUGGUGUCUGGACCCAAUCUGAAUGAGACCAGUAUCGUAUCCGGAGGUUAUGGGGGUACAGCUGAGGGAAUCAUUCCUACCAGCUCCAUUAAAGGCCCUGCUGUGCGCUACAACGCUCAGUUUAACAGACGCAUCCCAGUCACAGGACAAGGUUCCAGUAUGCAGGACAGUAGAAGCAGCAGUUCCACGACUGCAGAGGAGGCCUCCAGAGGAGUGGCUGUAGAGAAACUGGACUUCAUGAAGCAAUGGGGCCUCAACACCUACAAGUGCACUAAACAGAUGAUCGCAGAGCGGUUUGGUCGUGGUUCUCGGACUGUGGAUCUAGAACUGGAGGCUCAGAUAGAAGUUCUCCGGGACACCAAGAGGAAGUAUGAGACUGUGCUGCGAUUGGCCAGAGCCCUGACCAAUCACUUGUACAGCAUGGUGCAGACGCAACACGCUCUCGGGGACACCUUCACCGACCUCAGCCUGAAAUCACCUGAACUACGGGAUGAGUUUGGGUACAACGCAGAGACCCAGAAGUUAUUAUGCAAGAAUGGAGAGACACUGCUAGGAGCCAUCAACUUCUUUGUGUCCAGCAUCAAUACACUGGUUAACAAGACCAUGGAGGAUACGCUGAUGACCAUCAAGAUGUACGAGGCUGCUAGGUUGGAGUAUGAUGCGUACAGGGCAGACCUAGAGGAGUUAAGCGUUGGACCCAGGGAUGUGGUGAACAUGGCCCGUAUAGAUACAGCCCAGGAGCAGUACCAGAUCCACAAGGACAAAUAUGAACGUCUUCGCUCUGACGUCACUAUCAAACUCAACUUCCUGGAUGAAAACAAGGUAAAGGUGAUGCAUAAACAGCUGCUCCUGUUCCAUAAUGCCAUCUCAGCGUACUUUGCUGGGAACCAGCAGCAGUUGGAGCAGACCCUGAAGCAGUUCAACAUCAAGCUGAGGCCCCCAGGGGCCGACAAACCCUCCUGGCUUGAGGAACCAUGAGGGAGGGAGCCACAGGAGACAGGGCAGCCCAGGAGAGGCCCUCCUAACCUGGGAAACAGCGGACCCCCCAAACCCUUACUAUCCACUACAGUGGACCACGGACGGACAGACAGACGGACAGGACUACGUAGCGAUGGAUGGAUGGAUGAAUGGGCCAAGGGCCUUGUAUCUAUAGAGGACUGUGUCACAAUCAGGGACUUGUCUUAUUUUCCUCUCUUUCAUGAUCUCUCCUUUUCUCUCUUUAUCCACAAAUCCUCCUGUAUAAUAUAUUAUCUCCAGUCCUCUAUGUAAGUGAUAAUGCCCGAGAAACCGGUGUUUGGAGGAUAUAUUGGCACGGGUGUUGUUAGGCCCCGAGUCUGAGUCGUAUAUAUAUCCUACAAACACCGGCUUCUCAGGCAUUAUCACUUUUACACAACGGGUUACCAACACAUUCAAAUGAUGAUUGACAUAUUUUCAUUAAACGUUAUUUUGAUGAA